AUGCAAGAUCGGACAUGUGUGGCAGGCAGCAGCUGUGAGGUUGAGGGUUUCACAGGUGUUGGUUUGUCCAGUUCGGACCUUCUGGUCAUUCGAGACACCUGUGCUGAUCACCGCUCCCGGAUCGGUCUUCCCACAGCUGGAGCUCUGAUGUCACUGACACUUGAGGCAGGCAGCGCAUACGUGUCUGCGGAGGGCAGUAGCAAUAAUUCCGUCGUGUUCCACACGCUUUCUGCAUCAGGGGGUCAGUAUAGGCUCUGCUGGACAAGCUGGAAGGCCCUGCAGCUUGAGAUGCCACGUGCCAGCAACAACAGUGAGAACGAUUCGGCUACCACGACUGACGAGAUUUUGGAUUUUCUGGGUGGCUGCAAUGACACGCUGGGUGGCAACAGGACUUGUGCAUUCCCGCAAAUGCCUGGCCAUCUGACGAUGCCUGCACAUUCCAUGCUUGACAUUGGUCGGCUGACGUUGAUAGGCCCGGCUCCAUUGGAUCAUGUGCGAACUGACCACACAUGCGUCAGUGGCCAGCCCUGCACAAUCGAUGGAAUUGAAGGUCUUCAUCUGACUGCUCAGGACAGAAUGGCUGUGCUGGACACUUGUGGAGAUCAAGCACUGCCACUUCUGCUUGGUCAUUUAGCUAAUGCACCUGACAGCACCUCGGUGACGUGGGAUUCCAAUUUUCUGGUCGCAUCCGGAGGUGUGUAUCAGCUUUGCUGGUGCUCUGGUGUAUUCGGGUGUUCACUAGCUGAAGACUUUCAGGUACAGGCAGGUGCUUUGACAAUGAUUGGACCGGCUCCCAUGCAGCAGCAUCGGACAUGUGUGAGUGGCCAAUAUUGCGUCCUCGAAGGCUUUGACGUUGUCCUCCCGACAAAUUCAGAUUCUGUUAUUGUGCUACAGACAUGUGGCGAGGUUUCAUCAGGGCAAGAACCUUCCAUGAGCCAUGCUGUCGCCACCUUGAGCACGAAUGGGUCUCGAAUCGACUUCGGUGAUGCCUUCUUCACAGCAUCAGGUAGUGAGUACCGACUCUGCUGGUGCUCCGGCAACUUUGGCUGCAAUUCGCCAGCAGAUUUCCGUGUUCAGCUCGGAUUGCUGAAGAUCAUGGGCAUGGCACCACUAAACCAGGACAGGACCUGCAUUAGUGGUCAGACCUGCGUGGUGCAUGGACUUCAGGGGGAGGGGCUUUCUACGUCUGCUCGUGUCAUGGUGCUCAAUAGCUGUGGCACAGCCAGCCUGGUUUCAAAUUUGGUUCUGAAUGGUGUUGCUGAAGCCGUUGAAGAUCAGGGCACGACAAUGAACUGGGGCAGCACUCCGUUUACAGCUUCUGGAGGGAACUACAGGCUAUGCUGGUGUCAGGACCACGGGAACAGCAGCGAUUGGCCAGAUCGCUGCCGGAAGCCAACAGAUUUUGUGCAGGAUGCUGGUGUCAUGACGAUAGUUGGUGUGGCCCCGCUGACUCAGCAAUACACCUGCAUGGUGGGAAGCGUUUGCUCGCUGCGAGGCAUCUCCGGUGAGGGUCUCUUGGCGGAAGAUAUGGUCUUGGUCUUGGACACCUGUGGAUCAGGGAAGCCUCCUGAAGGUUUUCCGAUCGCUAUUGACAAUGCCAGCCUUCCCACGCGACGAAUGACUGGGACAAAAUACAACAUCCAGUGGGACGCGGCAGCGGUCACUUCAGCAGGUGGCACGUACCGUCUCUGCUGGUGUUCCUAUUUCGCACAUUGCAGCACCGCCAACGAUUUCAGAGUAGACAUGGGAUCCCUCACGCUGGCAGGACCAAGCCCCCUCCGGCAGACUCUCACCUGCGUCUCUGGCCAAAGCUGCAUUCUGCCGGUGGUGUCAGUGAUUCCGGCUGAUUGGGACCGGGGAGAGGUAGCAGUCUUUACCUCCUGUAGCUAUUUCACGUCUUGGGCACCAUCUGGGUUUCCGGACCGGGGACAGCUAUUGAGUGAGCCCACUCUUCCCAUGACUGCUCCGGGUGGUCAGUACACCCUCUGUUGGAACCCAGCGCGUGCAGACAUGAAUCGGACUGUUGAUGCCGACAUCGGGGAGUUCCAGACUCAGCCAGGGCUUGGUGUCCUCGUGGUGCUGGGGCCCACUCCGUUGGAGCAGGACCGGACGUGCAUCAGUGGUCAUGUGUGCUCAAUU
Symbiodinium pilosum is the source of this 2139-nucleotide messenger RNA. The record is from the annotation of a GenBank genome assembly. NCBI's taxonomy places the organism in Eukaryota, Dinophyceae, Suessiales, Symbiodiniaceae.